This is a messenger RNA of Rosa chinensis, 2775 nucleotides long. Its product is annotated as TATA box-binding protein-associated factor RNA polymerase I subunit B. Bases 564 to 2753 code for a protein of 729 amino acids. Gene Ontology annotation, molecular function: RNA polymerase I core promoter sequence-specific DNA binding. Gene Ontology annotation, cellular component: RNA polymerase transcription factor SL1 complex; RNA polymerase I core factor complex. Gene Ontology annotation, biological process: RNA polymerase I preinitiation complex assembly; nucleolar large rRNA transcription by RNA polymerase I. The transcript has 9 exons. Lineage: Eukaryota; Viridiplantae; Streptophyta; Magnoliopsida; Rosales; Rosaceae. The record is from RefSeq and is a predicted model, not a curated record.
CGUUUUCCUGUUUUUUUCGACGCUCUAGAAGGAGUCUGGGUUUGGUUUGGAGAAUACUGUGGUGCUCGAAUAGAAAGAGAAAGAAGAGGAUUUGGUUUCGACAACACCCAAUUUGUGGUUUUGGUGGGUUUGGCGAGAGUGAGGAUUGCAGGGGUUUGGUUUAUCUUUUUCUUUGGAAUUCCAGUGAUUGAUUGGAAAGGUUUGCAAGUUAGGAGGUUCUUCCUCCACCGUUGGAUGCCACUUCCAACCCACUUUCUCUCUUUGAUGUCACUACGAGUAAACAAGCAAAAGAUUGGUUUUACAUGUCUCAUUUGGAGUAGCAAGACUGAGUUGGGUUAGAUUCCUUGACCAAAUCAAUGAGCAGUUUCAUCAUAAUCUACACAAGAAAAAAAAAACUAGAGAGGGACAGACACAAGAUCAGUAUUGGCGAUUGUGCUCUUUUCAAACCUCCCCAAAAUUCCCCAUAAUUCAGAUGAGGCCUUGUAUUGUCUCUGCCCGUAGCAUCAACUCUUUUCUGCAAUCAGCUAAACAGUCCCACUAUCAAAAAAUCAUCUCCAACAGCAAUGGGGAACCCAGAUACAUGGCGUUGCCAGAAUUGCGGCAAUGUGGGAAUGGAAGAUGGCGAUGAUGGCUUCUUCUAUUGCACCCAGUGCAACUCACAAGCCGAGGACUUCAUGGACACCGGCGUGGCGGAUGAGGACUUCCUCGACCAGACUGGCAACCCAUUUGGAGGCCUCUACUCUGCUCGUCACACCCGUCGCAUUAACAGCUCUGUUGUCAAACCGGAGCCCCUCUCUGAACCCUUAGAUGACUUGUCACCUCAUUAUCAGCUGUUUAGUCAAAGCCAAGCCAAAACAGCAGAUCAGGAUCCCACAGGGAUCGAGGAUUUUUCAUUUGAUGGGAGAAAGAAUGAGGACUAUUACGGAUGGAUUAGGCUUAGGUAUGUGAUGGGAUUGCAACGGAUGAUUGAGCUCCAAUGUGAGGCUUUGGUCUUGGAGUUAAAGGUAAAUCCCUUGAUAUGUGGUUUGGCUGGGACCAUUUGGCUCCGCUUCUUGGCUGGGACUCAGGUUUUCAAUGAUGAUUGUGCUGACCAGAUCUUUGACUUCAAUGAGUCUGAGAUCCGCCAACAAGGAGAACCACCUGAAAAAUUGAAGAUGCCUUCUAGAAGCCAUGCACAACAUCAUGCAAAGUAUGACCCUCAAGCAGUGAAGGUGUGGUUUAGGUCCUUGAAGAAGAUUAUACCACUAUCUUAUACUCUAGCUGUUUCUUUUCUGGCUUGUCAUCUUGCCAGGGAAGCAGUACUGCCAACUGACAUGGUAAAAUGGUCUCUAGAAGGAAAGCUCCCAUAUUUUGCUGCUUUUCUUGAACUUGAAAAUGAUCUGAAACAGUUUGGACAGCCUUCACGUGCCUGCCCAAUAAGUUCAAGCUUGAUGUUUAGGCCUUCUGAAUCAGUUCCAGUGCAGAAGCUAGAAUCACUAGCAGCAUCUGUUGCUGGGUCCAUAUGCUUGGACUUACCUCCAGUCAAUUUCUAUGCUAUCGCUUCCCGCUUUCUAAAUAAGUUAUCUCUUCCAGUUGAAAAGAUUCUCCCUCAUGCGUGCCGCAUAUAUGAGUGGUCAAUGCCUCCAGAGUUAUGGUUAUCUACAAAUGAGUUGAGGCUUCCAACUCGUGUUUGUGUGAUGUCAAUACUGAUUGUAGCUGUGAGAAUUCUUUAUAAUAUUCAUGGUUUUGGAGAGUGGGAAAGAAGUUUGUCCAGUCGUCAUGCUUCAUCUUCCACAUCUAACAAUUGUGGGGAUGAGGACCCCAGAUCCAGUUGCGAAAUGAAGGAUGAUGCUGAUAAGGAUUCAGAUAAUCUGCCUCACAGUAACGAUGAUUCGGAUACAAACUUUGUUAGAAACUUAUCGCGUGCAUGUAACUGUAAGUUGGAUACUGCAGAACUUUUGGCCAACCUUGAAGCAAGAUAUAAAGAAAUUGCUGAUGACUAUGAAUAUUGCAAGGACUUGCCAACAUAUCUCCAGUUCUGCAAGGAUACAGUCUUUGCUAGAUCAGAACCAUCGCGUAAGGAUGCCAAGGAAGAAAAGUUAAUUGAAUCUUUAUGGAACUUCUAUCAAAGUGGAAAGGGUUCUGAUACAGCAGUGGAACAAGGAUUGCAUUGUGGUAGAACUGAUGACCAGAAAAGACGAAGGUAUAAUGAAGAAUGCACUAGUAGUAGUCCAUCUAGAGAAAAGAAGCUUAGGAGGCCAUCCUCCAAUGAAGAAACUUCUCUCGCAGAUGACCAUAAGUGGAGCCAAAAUGGUGCUCAUUUUGGUGAUAGCUCACAGAAUAGUCAGAACUCAGAAGUGAAUGACCAAGAGUUAGCUGAGACUUUCAAAGAUGAAGCCAUUAAUAGAAUGAAAUUAGACAUGGAGGAGAAGAGGUUCUGUUAUAUUCCACCGAGGGUGAACCUCAAAAGAUUUGACUACCUCCACUAUGUGAGGAAGCAGGAUGAAGGUGCCUACACUUACGUUUCACAUGCUGACUACUACAUACUGCUUCGUGCUUGCUCUAGAGUUGCCCAAGUCGAAACUCGGUGUAUGCACAUUGGGGUGUUGAGCUUUGAGAGGAGACUGGCUUGGUUGGAGAAGAGAAUCGACCACUGCUUACACUUGACUCCUAUUGUAUCAUGUGAUUAUUGUACUGACAUGGUUCCUGAGAACACUACUGAUGCAGAAACUAUUGUUGAGGAAUCGAUUGGACUUUCAAAUUUGAAUAUAUGAGUUUAUUUAUUUUUUUCCUUCU